AUGAUAAAACUAAAAUUUAUUAAAAGCCAAAAAGGCAAAAAUAUGUUGGUGUAUAACGGUUUUCUGUACUGCAAGCAUGAAGUGUACGAAAAUAAAAUUGUAGGGCGUUGCUCUGAUUAUAAAAAAAUUGCAUGCAAAAGCCGAUGUCACACUACAUCAGAAGAUGAAUCAGGCGAGAUUAUAAAACACACUGACCAUUCACAUACUCAAAAUGCAGCAAAAUCUGAGGCUAAGGAACUAAUUAAUGAAAUAAAGAAAAGUGCUGAAAAUGGACAAUUUCCAACUAGAAUCAUCAUCUCAACUAAGUUAGGUGAAGCUUCUGCUUCAGUAAUUAAUUGGCCAACUUCCUACUAUUAA
Macrosiphum euphorbiae (potato aphid) is the source of this 357-nucleotide messenger RNA. Lineage: Eukaryota; Metazoa; Arthropoda; Insecta; Hemiptera; Aphididae. The record is from the annotation of a GenBank genome assembly.